This is a messenger RNA of Malurus melanocephalus (red-backed fairy wren), 1849 nucleotides long. It is a transcript of the gene HABP2, whose product is annotated as hyaluronan binding protein 2. Gene Ontology annotation, molecular function: calcium ion binding; serine-type endopeptidase activity. The coding region runs from base 79 to 1761 and encodes 560 amino acids. Gene Ontology annotation, biological process: proteolysis. The transcript is spliced from 14 exons. The record is from RefSeq and is a predicted model, not a curated record. NCBI's taxonomy places the organism in Eukaryota, Metazoa, Chordata, Aves, Passeriformes, Maluridae.
UCGGCCUCGAAAGUUUGUGGCUUGUCUGAAAAAAACAUAAGCAAGAAGAAAAAGCUAAUUUCAAGAAAAAAAUCGAGGAUGUUUAGCAGUGCUUUGACCCUUCAGGUUCUUCCACUGGUUGUUCUCCUAGGGACCCCAGGUUUGUGCGCUUCCCAAUUUUCCUCCUGGGCCAACACGAUGAAAGACGAGACUGAUGACUACGAAGACUACCACGACUACUACUACUCCAGUUUGGAGCUGGACUCCAAACGCCAGCAGCAGCUCUUGGAGGAGCUGAGCUGGUUCGGGACAUCUUCAGGUGACAUCUCUGCCAGAAGAGACCCRUGCUCCUCCAGCCCCUGCAAGAACGGUGGUAGCUGUGAGGCCAAAGGAAGUGGCUUCAGCUGUCACUGUCCCGAGCCGUAUGGGGGGACUACGUGUGAAAAAGUGGAGGACAUGUGUCUGGGGAAGAACUGCCACUUUGGUGACUGCUUGAUUGUGUUAACCCCACCCUACUUUAAGUGCAGCUGCAAACCUCCCUACAAGAAACCCUUCUGCCAACGCGCAUCCAAACAGUGCAGUCCAAACCCUUGCAAAAAUGGAGGAACCUGCAUACGGAACAGACACAGAUCCAAAUUCACCUGCAAGUGCCCUGAACCCUUCAGAGGGAGAUUCUGUGAGAUYGGACCAGAUGAUGAUUGCUAUGAAGGGGACUCCUCCACRUACAGGGGAAGAGUGAGCCAAGCAGCAAAUGGCAGGACCUGCCUGCACUGGAACUCCCACCAUCUCUUGGACCACCCUUUUAAYGCCUUUAUGGAGGAUGCUGACUCACAUGGCAUUGGUGAACACAACUUCUGCAGGAAUCCUGAUGAGGAUGAAAAACCCUGGUGCUACAUCAGAAAAAAUAAUGAAGUGGAUUGGGAAUUCUGUGAUGUUUCACCCUGCUCAGCUGAAGAGACCCCAACAGAACCCCCAACAGACCCCCCUGAAAUAUUCCAAACAUGUGGACAGCCAGAAGUUCGUAGCACUCUCAAGAGGAUCUACGGUGGAUCCAAGGCUAAACCUGGAAAACAUCCCUGGAUGGCAUCUCUGCAGAGACAGACUCCAGCUGGGAACGAGCAUUUCUGUGGUGGAGUGCUGAUUAAAUCAUGCUGGGUUCUUACUGCUGCACACUGCCUUGAAGACCCAAAAACAAAGAUCCAAGUAGCCCUUGGAAAGCUAAACCUCAAGAAGAGCGARCAUCACGAGCAAAUAUUUGAUGCAGAGGAAGUAAUUUUACAUGACGAAUACAGAGAGAAGGAUGGCAUCCUAUACAAUGAUAUUGGACUACUUAGACUGAAGCCAGUUGAUGGUUACUGUGCAGUGGAAACUAAGUAUGUGAAAAUAGCAUGUCUCCCUGAAUUCCUCCUUCCUGCUGGGACUUCCUGCUUCAUUUCUGGAUGGGGCGAGACAGAGACAGAUGAACAAUCCCAUCAGCUGCUAGAUGCCAAUGUCAAGCUGAUUUCGCAGAGGAAAUGCAAUGAGCCCGAGUUGCACCAUAACCGACUGGAUGAGAGCAUGUUUUGUGCAGGGAAACUUCGGAAAGCUGGAAUCGAUUCUUGUCAGGGAGACUCUGGAGGCCCCCUGACUUGUGUGGCAAACAGCUCCUACUACGUAUAUGGCCUUGUGAGCUGGGGUGAUGGGUGUGGGCUCAAAAACAAGCCAGGAGUUUAUACCCAGGUGACAAAAUUCACCAGCUGGAUUAAAUCUGUGCUUCAGUCUGCAUCGAGGUCACGUCAUUAGGAGAGAGCUUUGGAGUGACAAACGCUGCAUUUGCCUCCUCUUGAACUGCAGAAUUUCUGAAGCAUCAGGGUUGACUCCAGCGUGCUGA